AUGCAACUGAAGGAAGUCGACGAUUUCACACCGAACGAUCUCUACGGGGAGUGCCGUGGCGAGAUGUAUACUAGUGGCAAAAACUGUACGAUCCAGACCGAUAAAAAUGAUGGGGAUGCCACGAGGUUUUACCUGAAAAUCUAUACCAACACCGAGGCGCUGACCGGGCCCCACCAAAUCCAAUGCCUUUCGCUGGACCAGACGGAUAAAGACUCGAUCAGAGAAUACUACGGCGAAUUCCAAGUGGUCGGCAACAACACUUGCCACUGGACGUUCCGCAAAAAUGAUGGAACCGCCUGGAGCCAGGGUCGCGGUGACUGCAUCUCUUGCUGUGGCUAUGAGAGCUGUGAUGCUGCUUCGUAUAUCUCGAACGACAAGCCCUACAACAAUAUUGUCAUU
Molecule: messenger RNA, 399 nt
Organism: Mesorhabditis spiculigera
Lineage: Eukaryota; Metazoa; Nematoda; Chromadorea; Rhabditida; Rhabditidae
Source: the annotation of a GenBank genome assembly